CGCGCGUCGGGAUGGAGCGCGGUGGCGGCUGCGGGGCUGGAAGCGGGACGGAGGGGGCGACGCGGGGAUCCCCACUUCCCGGGAAGAUGGCCGAGUCAGGUGCCGUGCGGACUUCCCCGCCCAACCACCGACCUUCAGGCAUGGAUGGAUUUUUAAGAUCUGAUGAGAGACAAAGACUAGCUAAAGAAAGACGAGAAGAAAGAGAAAAAUGUCUUGCUGCCCGGGAGCAGCAGAUCCUGGAGAAACAGAAAAGAGCGAAGCUCCAGUAUGAAAAGCAAAUUGAAGAGCGAUGGCGGAAACUGGAAGAGCAGCGGCAGCGGGAGGACCAGAAGAGGGCAGCUGUGGAGGAGAAGAGGAAGCAGAAGCUCCGGGAGGAGGAGGAGCGGCUGGAGGCGAUGAUGCGCCGGUCCCUGGAGCGCACGCAGCAACUGGAGCUGAAGAAGAAAUGCUCGUGGGGAGCUUCACUGGCCAACGGGCCUGGAGGUCGUGAUGGUGAAUCAGAAAAUACCCCACCCCCUCCUCUAGGUUUAGCAGCCGGCACCCUCCCUCCGGACCCAGGGACCACUGCCACCGCUGCCGAGUCCUCCAACGCAUGUGACAAACUUUCAACAUCAACCAUGAAUUUGCCAAAGCAGACGGAGCCUCCCAUGAGUAAGCGCCUGUCUUCAUCCACCGUGGCAAUAUCCUAUUCCCCAGACCGAGCUCAUCGUACAAACCUUAGUCCCAUGGAAACCUUUCUUGUUAUGCGACUCUUGACACCUACACAGGCUUCUUUAGCCAGAAGCAGAAGUGCGCUCAUGCUCUCUGAGCAGGCCAGUGACUCAGUAUCCCAUGCCUGUCCUCGUGUAGCUCCUGCUGGCGCUCUUAAAUCUUCUUACAAGUCUUCUCCUACUCGGAGUGCUGAGAGGAAGAAGACUCCAUCUACGUCUGGUGCGGGAGAUUCUGGGAAAGGAGUCCCUGCAGGAGCAGAGGCCUCUCCGACAGAGAAGAUGAAGAGGAGUCCUCGAACAACUUCUGUUCCCAGUGUGGGCCUUGGGUCUCCUUUGAGAAGAUGUGAGAUUCCGGGAGGCAUUUCUAAGAGGUCAUCUUCUCCAGUGACAUCCAGGGCAACAUCUAAAGUGUAUCCACAGUCUCCAAAGAAUAUGAAGCCGCCAUACCCAGGGUCUCCUGUGAAGUACCGCGGUCCCACCUUUCCCAGCCAGGAAACACCCAAGAGGAAAGCAGAGAAAGAGAAGAGCAAUAAGGAAAGGGAAGGUGCCCUGGCUCAGCAGGCAGCUGGCCUGCAUGGAGAGGAAGCCCCAGAGAAGCAUGUGGUAGACAAGCAUGUCACUGAGAAGCAUCUUCUGGACAAGCAUGUCACUGAGAAGCAUUUUCUGGACAAGCAUGACACUGAGAAGCAUGUGGUGGACAAGCAUGUCACUGAGAAGAAUCUUCUGGACAAGCAUGUCACUGAGAAGCCUGUGGCCACAGGAGGGAAGGCCGAGAGCAGUGGAGCCCCAGGAAAACCUACAGCAGGCACCACUGAUGCAGGAGAGGCUGCGAAGAUCCUGGCUGAAAAGAGACGACAGGCCCGGCUGCAGAAGGAGCAGGAGGAGCAGGAACGACUGGAGAAGGAAGAACAGGACAGUUAUGUUCUCAGAAGGCUGGAGAGAGAGGAAUUGAAAAGAAAGGCAGAGGAGGAAAAACUUCGCCUAGAAGAGGAAGCCCGUAAGCAAGAAGAGGAAAAGAAGCGGCAGGAAGAGGAAGAAAAAAGAAAGGCAGAAGAGGAGGCUAAGAGAAAGGCCAAGGAGGAGCUGUUAUUAAAAGAAGAGCAAGAAAAAGAAAAACAAGAAAAGGAAAAGCAAGAAAAAGUCAUGAUUGAAAAGCAGAAGGAAGCAGCAGAAGCAAAGGCCCAGGAGGCAGCUAAACAGAUGCGUCUAGAAAGAGAGCAAAUCAUCCUGCAGAUUGAGCAAGAGCGACUGGAGAGGAAGAAGAGAAUUGAUGAAAUCAUGAAGAGAACAAGAAAGAGUGAUAUGUCUCCAGAAGUGAAGAAAGAAGACCCAAAGGUGGAGCUUCAGUCUGCUGUGUGUGUGGAAAAAAAGACAAAACCAGUUGUCCCAAACAAAAUAGAAAUAAAUGGAUUAAACAACUGCCAGGAAGUUAAUGGUGUGGGGCGUAGUACCCCAGAAACUUUUCCCCGAGACAUUUUCUCUAAUGGGCUUAAACCAGUUGGGGGACUUGUUCAUCUGGACACCCUUGAUGGGAAAUCAAACAGUCUGGAUGAUUCAACUGAAGAGGUUCAGUCUAUGGAUGUGAGUCCUGUUUCAAAGGAAGAGCUUAUUUCUAUCCCAGAAUUUUCACCAGUAAGUGAAAUGAUUCCUGGGGUGUCUCUGGACCAAAAUGGAACUGGUAAUGCCCGAGCUCUUCAAGAUCUCUUAGAUUUCACUGGCCCCCCCAUGUACCCCAAGCGAUCCAGUGAAAAUCUCAGCCUGGAUGACUGUAACAAAAAUCUGAUUGAAGGAUUUAACAGUCCUGGCCAAGAAAAUACUCUGAACACCUUCUGUUGACAAAUACCUCUCUUUAAUGAAAGGUGGUGUUUGGAGAACCCAUGAAGCUGCUGGUAGUCAAAUCCGAGCUGCCGGUCCUCUGAAGAAGCUUCUGUUGUCCUAAAUCCCUGGAUUCCAAAUUAUUAGAUCAAAAUGUAACUGUAUACUCCUAGUUAGUAUGUCAAACUCAAACCCUGGCCACUCUUGGUAGAAACCUUGGAACGCUGGCCUUGUUGGGCUUUAGCAAAAUUUCAUGUUACAGAUCUAUUUAUGAGCUUCAGCUGCUGAUAAAGCGCUUCCUGUACUACUUUAUUAUCAUAGUGAUCCUCUGAAUAACCCAGGUGGUUCUGUGUUGGAAAUUCACCUUAUAACUGUUCUUAUUCCCAAAGCUGGAGUACCUAAACAUGUAGGUGUCUUUUCCUGUAAAUAUUCUAGACGUUAACCCAGACUCUGCUUAAGCAUAUAUACUGAACUUGGGCUGCUUAUCUCCUUGUCUCUGUUUCGAAGAUGAAAUUCCAGAGGGUUUUCUCCCUUCUCUGGGGUGUCUUUGUUGGAAGUUACUAUCAAGAAGCUUUUUUUAUUAUUAAGCUUAGCCACCUGUAAAAUGUGUUGCCCCGCAUUACUCCUUGGGGACCUAAUGGAGUAAGUCUGGUUGAUUAUGGAAACAAGCAGUGCGGGAUGAUUUCUGUUCACUUACGCAUUUUCUUAUAGAUGUGGGCACCUCAGUCUGGCAAGGAUCUUGUCAUUGUUGAACCUUAAAAAAACCUCCCAAGCCAUCAAGCAGCUUUGGGACCGAAGGAAGUUUGAAUGAAUUUUGUGUCUCAUGCACAGGUGGUUGGUUUUCAUGUUGUUGCUAUUGCUUUUCUCCUGGAUCUUCAGGUCCUUGUUUGUUUGCUCCUGUGUUUGCUCAACUCUGUUGAAGCCAGACACAAAUGAAAAGGAUAGUGCUCUGGAAUAAGGGGGCCCUCAACUGGACCCAAUACAUCACUUUAAUAGACUUCAGUAUAAAAACAUCCGAACGGGGGACAAAUGACACUAGAAUGUACACUCCAUGUGUUUCAUGCACAUUUUCAGAACACAUAUAAUAAUGUGUUUUCUUAAUUUUAUUUCUUGUGGUGAAAUGUGACUUUCAGAUUAAAAUGGCCUUCUCUGAAACUUUUUUUGACUUGUACAAUAAAGCGUUUGGAAAAGAUCCGUAAUUUUGACUGAGGUUUGCAACAAGGAGAUAAAAAGAAGUCUCGAUAGUAAUCUUGUUCAUGUGCUUUUAAAACCCACUACAGUUUAAGACUUUAUUAGUUAUGGAAACUGUGUAUGUUUGUGUAUGUGUAUAUAUUAAAUAAAAUACAUGCCUCCAGUAA
Neogale vison (American mink) is the source of this 3883-nucleotide messenger RNA. RefSeq names its product MAP7 domain containing 2 (gene MAP7D2). The record is from RefSeq and is a predicted model, not a curated record. Gene Ontology annotation, biological process: microtubule cytoskeleton organization. The transcript is spliced from 18 exons. Bases 12 to 2546 code for a protein of 844 amino acids. Gene Ontology annotation, cellular component: microtubule cytoskeleton. NCBI's taxonomy places the organism in Eukaryota, Metazoa, Chordata, Mammalia, Carnivora, Mustelidae.